This is a messenger RNA of Peromyscus eremicus (cactus mouse), 2337 nucleotides long. RefSeq names its product KRAS proto-oncogene, GTPase (gene Kras). The record is from RefSeq and is a predicted model, not a curated record. The coding region runs from base 121 to 804 and encodes 227 amino acids. The transcript has 7 exons. Gene Ontology annotation, molecular function: GDP binding; GTP binding; GTPase activity. Gene Ontology annotation, cellular component: plasma membrane. Gene Ontology annotation, biological process: Ras protein signal transduction. NCBI's taxonomy places the organism in Eukaryota, Metazoa, Chordata, Mammalia, Rodentia, Cricetidae.
CCGGAGUCCCCGCUCCCGCGCCAUUUCGGACCCGGAGCGAGCGUGGCGCGGGCCUGAAGGCGGCGGCGGCGGGAGCCUGAGGCGCGGCGGCUCCGCGGCGCGGAGAGAGGCCUGCUGAAAAUGACUGAGUAUAAACUUGUGGUAGUUGGAGCUGGUGGCGUAGGCAAGAGUGCCUUGACGAUACAGCUAAUUCAGAAUCACUUUGUGGAUGAAUAUGAUCCUACGAUAGAGGAUUCCUACAGGAAACAAGUAGUAAUUGAUGGAGAAACCUGUCUCUUGGAUAUUCUCGACACAGCAGGUCAAGAGGAGUACAGUGCAAUGAGGGACCAGUACAUGAGGACUGGGGAGGGCUUUCUUUGUGUAUUUGCCAUAAAUAAUACUAAAUCAUUUGAAGAUAUUCACCAUUAUAGAGAACAAAUUAAAAGAGUAAAAGACUCUGAAGAUGUGCCUAUGGUCCUCGUAGGGAAUAAAUGUGAUUUGCCUUCUAGAACAGUAGACACAAAACAGGCUCAGGACUUAGCAAGAAGUUAUGGGAUUCCAUUUAUUGAAACCUCAGCAAAGACAAGACAGAGAGUGGAGGAUGCUUUUUAUACAUUGGUGAGAGAGAUCCGACAGUACAGAUUGAAAAAAAUCAGCAAAGAAGAAAAGACUCCUGGCUGUGUGAAAAUUAAAAAAUGCAUUAUAAUGGGUGUUGAUGAUGCCUUCUAUACAUUAGUCCGAGAAAUUCGAAAACAUAAAGAAAAGAUGAGCAAAGAUGGUAAAAAGAAGAAAAAGAAGUCAAAGACAAAGUGUAUAAUUAUGUAAAUACAAUUUGUACUUUUUUCUUAAGGCAUACUUAAGUAAAAGUGGUAAUUUUUGUAUAUUACACUAAAUUAUUAGCAUUUGUUUUAGCAUUACCUAAUUUUUUUUUUUUCUGUUCGUGCAAACUGUUAGCUUUUAUCUUAAAUGCUUAUUUUAAAAUGACAGUGGAAACCUCUUUUCUCUAAGUGCCAGUAUUCCCUGGGUUUUGGACUUAAACUAGCAAUGCCUGUGGAAGAGACUGAAGACCUGAGACUCUGUCUUGGGGUUUUGGUGCAUGCAGUUGAUUCCUUGCUAAUUCUUUUACCAGCUGUGAGCGUUGGUGUGAACCGGAGUAAUGAAGCUUUUGAACCAUCCCUGCUCUGUGUUUCAUCAGUCACUGAAUUAAUUAAUUAGUAAUUACAGCUUCAUCUGAAACCUUAUGGUUGGUUCUACUAAAACUGAGGGAUCACAGAUUUAUGGGCUUCCCUUUGAUUCACUUCUAGCAUGUCCGAGAGUUUAUCAUCCUUCAUAGUGUAGUUAGUUAAGACUGUUCACAAAGGCUUUCUCUUGCUUUCCACUGCUAUUAGUCAUGGUCACUCUCCCAAAUAGUAUAUUUUUUCUAGAAAAGGGGAAAAAUGGAAAAAAAAAAAAAAGCAAUGGAAAAUAUUGAAUAAAGUCCAUUCUAUGUUAGCUAAAUUACUGUAAGAUUCCUAGUAGCUUUUCCUGGUAAGGCAGACCCAGUAAGAAAUAGUAACCAUUUGGGCUAUAUUUACAUGCUACUAAAUUUUUGUAAUUCAAACAAUUUUAACAUAUAUAAAAAGUUCUCAUAAGAAUUAGUAUAAUCCCCCUGUGUCAGAGUGUUCUUUCUUAGCCUAACUAUUUUAAGUCUUUUUUGAGCUUUAGUCCUUAAAAGUAGUUUUAAUUUUGGUUGAGAAGUUGAAGAUGAUUUGAGACAAUUACAGUUUAGCAGGUGUUGAGAUCAAAGUUGCAAGGCUGGGCUUUAUGUGGACCUGUGAUGAGCGUUACUGGGUUUUAUAGUGCUGCUGCAUUCAGUGUUGGUCAAAAUGGGGGACAAGGAGAGUUUGGACAGCUCAGUACAAUUCAUUCUCUUCAUGUAGCAGUCCUGCUGACAAAUCAAGAAUGUUUCUUUUGUUUAUAAUAAUAAUAAUAAUAAUAAUAAAAUUUAAAAAUAAAUUUCAGUGUUAGCUUCAAGGUUGAGAUUUGGGGGUAGGAGACAGGAGGCUACAAGGAGAGUAAAUCUUUAAAACAAUGAAGUAUGAAAGUUUGAAAAUGCAUGGUUGACUAGUCUCUCAACUCUGAACAAACAUUGCUAAGUACUUCCCAAAUUUGAUGUGUAUUUAGAAAUAUCUAAUGCUUUAAGAAUAGAUAAGUUAACAGCAAAAAACAAUCCCUUCAAUGCACUUAAAGCAUUCCUUCAAAUAUUUGAAGUGAUAUUAAAAUCCACUGGACUAUGAGGACUGGAUGUCUGUCUUUUGGAAGUCUGAUUUUAGGCAUAUCACUGUCUACUUAAUAUUAAAUCAUCUCAAAGACUCUUCA